UGCAAAUUUUGCAGCAAAAAGUUUCCAAAAAACUGCUUUCGGGGCUGGUCCCAGAAGAAAUGGAAAACAAUAUCCACCUUUGUUUCUUGAAUGAUCCAAACCCUCAUCUUAUAUCUUCUCGCGCUUCCUGUGUGCCUUUUUGUUUGAUAAUUCGUUGAAGCGGAAUUCGGGUUUCAAGGAAAUGGCUUCAACCCAGCUCAAUUUCUCUUCCAUGGCGAUUUCACGUUUACAGCACCAGAAUGGUCUCUGUUGCAUCAUUCCUGUAACAAGGAGUUAUGGAACUGAUUUGAGAUUGAUGAAUACUCAAAGCUGCUACUUGAAGUUCAAGACCAGCUGCACGAGGCCAACAUUAUUAUUGAAAGAGAGUGAUAUUCCAUCGCAUCAAGGCGACUUAGUCAAUGAGUGUGAUGCUGAAUCCUUAAAAGCUAUAGCAGCUGAAAUAACUUCUAAUACAUGCGGGUCUUUCCCAGCCGAUGAUGAAUUUAAUUUGGAUCGUCCAACUGCUGGAUUUUCGUCCAUAUCAGAAGCCAUUGAAGACAUCCGACAAGGCAGGGUAUAUCUUCGUUAGCUCACACAUGAUUGUCAUUUGACAAAUCACUGUUUUAAUGUACUACAUACUGAUAAGAAGUGUUUUUAGAUGGUUAUUGUUGUGGAUGAUGAGGAAAGAGAGAACGAGGGGGAUUUGAUAAUGGCAGCAUCAUUGGUGACACCUGAAACAAUGGCGUUUAUUGUAAAGCAUGGAACUGGAAUAGUUUGUGUGAGCAUGAAAGGAGAAGAUUUGGAGAGGUUGAAACUUCCACUAAUGGUCUCACAGAAUGAGAACGCCGAGAAACUCACCACUGCCUUCACUGUGUCUGUGGAUGCUAAAUAUGGCACAACAACAGGUGUGUCAGCUCGUGAUAGAGCUGCAACUAUACUGGCCCUUGCUUUGAGGAAUUCAAAGCCAGAGGAUUUUAACCGCCCAGGUCAUAUCUUUCCUCUCAAGUACAGAGAAGGUGGAGUACUAAAAAGGGCCGGUCAUACAGAAGCUUCUCUGGAUCUCGCCGUAUUGGCCGGGUUAGAACCUGUUGCUGUUCUUUGUGAAGUAGUAGAUGAUGAUGGUUCCAUGGCUAGAUUGCCAAGGCUUCGCCAGUUUGCCAAGGAGGAAAAUUUAAAGAUCAUUUCUAUUGCUGAUCUUAUUAGGUACCGCAGGAAAAGGGAGAAGCUGGUGGAACUUGCUGGUGUAGCACCAAUUCCUACAAUGUGGGGACCCUUUAAUGCUUACUGCUUUAAGUCUCUUCUGGAUGGAAUUGAGCAUAUUGCCAUGGUUAAAGGUGAUAUUGGAGAUGGGAAAAACAUCCUUGUUAGAGUACAUUCAGAAUGCCUCACUGGUGAUAUAUUUGGGUCCUCCAGAUGUGAUUGCGGUAACCAGCUUGCUUUUGCGAUGAAACAAAUCGAAGCAGCUGGCCGGGGUGUGUUAGUCUAUCUUCGUGGACUUGAGGGAAGGGGCAUUGGUUUGGGGCACAAGCUCCGUGCUUACAACCUGCAAGCUGAUGGGCGCGACACUGUUGAGGCCAAUGAGGAGCUCGAUUUACCUGUUGAGUCCAGGGAGUGCGGAAUUGGUGCUCAGAUAUUGCGAGAUCUUGGCGUUCGCACAAUGAAGUUGAUGACAAAUAACCCCGCUAAUUAUGUCGGCCUCAAAGGUUAUGGUCUUUCAAUUGCAGAAAGAGUGCCAUUAGUAACUCCAACAGCUACUGAAAAUCGAAGAGAUCUUGAGAACAGACGUGCCAAGGUGAGGCAUGUUCGUGAAACAUAUAUGGAUAGCCAUGUAAAUGGAGCUGUCUCAGAUACAACUCAAGCAACUCAUGAGCAGGCUUCAGGUAAUAAUAACUGGUAAAAGAUUAGGAUAGUUUAUAUGUAUUUCCAAGUUUUAUUUACUACUCAUUAGUUUCUAGUUUUGAAGCACCAAAAUAUGUUAUGGCCUUUUCUGUUCCAUACUUAGGCUUGUCUUAUAACUAAGAUAACUCGAUAUGUUUCAUGUUUUUCGGUUAAUAUUUGUUGUUCUUAUUUUACUCUGACCAUUUAGUAUAGUUGUAGAUACCUUCUUACAGUUUGUUGAACACAGAAAGUAUGACCUAAAGCAAGUUCAC
Oldenlandia corymbosa var. corymbosa is the source of this 2129-nucleotide messenger RNA. The record is from the annotation of a GenBank genome assembly. Lineage: Eukaryota; Viridiplantae; Streptophyta; Magnoliopsida; Gentianales; Rubiaceae.